AUGUUUGUGAUUUUUGUGGAAAAUUACAAGAGUUUUAUCUAUCAUUUGUUCUUCAAUUUACAGUAUAUGCUAAUUUCUCCUUCUCUUCUCUGUGUGACGCAUGACAAUCUACAUUCAACCGUUUUUUGUUUUUCCUUAACCUCGGCUACGAAACUUUUAAUAUUUUCGUUGUAUUUUGUUGUUGUUCUGUUUGUAUUUCGAGCCGUGUACGGUGGCGUACGGCGGCGCGUUGGUCUCCAAUCUCUCCAAGACGGACACUCGGACGGCGUUGCCGCUUCGGAGCUAACGCCGGAGGGGCGACGAUGUCGGUGCUCGGCUGCGAUGCAGUUGCUGCAGCCGGCGGAGCCGUUUCCUCCGCGGCGUCCGGUGCGGAGGGGAUUGGAGGGUCCGGCGGUGGGGGAUUGGUUUCGGGCACUUCCGCCAUUGUGGUCACAGUGGCAGUGGCGGAGUGCGCAGGAUAAGGGAGACGGGGAGUUUUCUGGUGCGGUAGGGUGCAAGGGUACAAUUACCUCUAAGAUUUUGCGCCGUACUGAACAUAAGAAGUUUGGUUUUGAGUUUGGAAACUUGCGUCCUAUGAAAUAUGAGCAAAUAGCAAAAUUGCUGAAUGGCAUUGCCGAGAGAUUUGACUGGGAUAAAAUAAUGGAAGAUGAUAAAAUUAUUGGACUGAAACGUGUUUGUGAAGUGUCUUUGAGAAUGGAAAACAAACACAGAGGAAAUGUGACUGAAGUGAAGUGA
Molecule: messenger RNA, 735 nt
Organism: Sphenostylis stenocarpa
Lineage: Eukaryota; Viridiplantae; Streptophyta; Magnoliopsida; Fabales; Fabaceae
Source: the annotation of a GenBank genome assembly